This is a messenger RNA of Mycena citricolor, 10054 nucleotides long. The record is from the annotation of a GenBank genome assembly. Lineage: Eukaryota; Fungi; Basidiomycota; Agaricomycetes; Agaricales; Mycenaceae.
CCUCAAUCAAAAUUUUGCAUCCGCAGGCGAGAGCACUAUAAAACGAGGCCAUACUAUCAUGAAAAAAUCAGAAUCCCGAGCACUCCCAUUCGACAUACGAUGCGAGUUUUCACGCUCGCGGCAGCGAUGCUGCUUGCGCCUCUCAAGGUCGUGGAUGCCGCCGCCGUGUUUGCCCACUUCAUGAUCACCAAUACGGGUUCAUGGGGCGUCAACGACUGGGUUAACGACAUGAAGGCCGCUCAAGCCAUGCAGCUCGACGCCUUCGUGAUCAACAUGGCUGUGGGAGAUCCGCAUAACAGCCAGCUCAGCAACGCGUUCGCAGCCGCGCAGAGCACUGGCUUCAACCUGUUCUUCUCCUUCGACUACGGCGGCAACGGACCUUGGACGCAGCAGCAGGUUCUCGACACGCUCACUCCGUGGAUCGGCAACGCGCGUUAUUACAAGCGGGGCAGCAGUCCUAUGGUCUCCACCUUCGCAGGCGACGCCAACCACGCGGACUGGACGCACAUCAAAAGUGUUACUGGUUGUUAUUUCAUCCCUGAUUGGUCGGCUGUCAGUGCGAAAGAGGCUUGGAGCUAUGUCGGACAGGCAGAUGGUCUGUUCAGCUGGGCGGCAUGGCCAGUUGGACCUCAGCCCAUGAAUACGUUCCCGGACGCGUCGUACCUUCUGUUCGAGGGUGAUGACAUCGCUAAUCGCCCGGUCGGUGCGAAUUACAUGAUGCCCGUUUCACCUUGGUUCUACACGAAUCUCCCUGGCUAUGGCAAGAACUGGUUGUGGAAUGGAGACACUCUUUGGUUCGAUCGAUGGGACCAGGUCUUUUACAGUCGCCCCGACUUUGUGGAGAUCAUCUCGUGGAACGACUUUGGAGAGUCCCACUACAUUGGUCCGUUGAACCCCACUUCCUAUGACGCUUUCACCAUCGGCAAGGCACCGUUCAACUAUGUUGAUGGGAUGCCUCACACCGGCUGGACUACUUUCCUCCCGUACCUCAUCCAGACGUAUAAAACCGGCAAAGCUGCGGCCUCGCAACAGUUGUUGACCGCCUGGUUCCGGCUCUCGCCCGCUGCUGCCUGCGGAGAUGGGGGGACGACUGGCGACGUGGCUGCGCAACUGCAAGUUGAAUAUCCGCCGUCGCAGAUGCUCCAAGACAAAAUCUAUUUCGCGGCGCUGCUCAAUGCUGAGGUCGCACCGACUGUUACUGUUGGCGGGAACUCCAUCCCAGCACAGUGGGACAAGAGGCCGUAUGGCGGAGUUGGUAUCUACCGUGGCAGUGCCGCUUACGGGGGCAAUCUGGGAACUGUGCAGGUUAACGUCGCUGGAAUGGUCGUCACUGGCCAAUCGAUCACCACCGUGUGCCAUAAUGGGCUGAACAACUUCAAUGCCUGGGUCGGCAGUGCUACUGGCUCCGGAACAGUCGCUCCUCCCGUGUGGUCAAUCUACGACACCUCUGCCACUUGCAUCGCCGGGACCAGUGUGGGUAACUUCCAGGGCCUGUGUAACUUCUCGUGCAAAUACGGAUAUUGUCCUUACGGGUCGUGCAUCUGCACUCAAAUGGGUAUCCAGCCGGCCAAGCCGCCACCUACUACGACUGUCGGAUAUCCCGCCGCUGGCAUGGAUGCCAGCUACGGAGGACUCUGCUCGUUCGAUUGCACCUAUGGCUACUGCCCGACUACAGCUUGCGACACUGUGAAGCACCCUUUGACCACGCCCAGCUUCUCACCGUUCAAUCCCAAUGUCUGUACCAAGGGCAGUGCCAAGUCUGAUCCCAACCUCGGAGGAUUGUGCAGCUUCGCUUGCGGUUUCGGCAUGUGCCCAAUGCACGUGUGCAAUUGCGACCUCCAAGGUCCGCAGCCUGUUCUCCCUGCAUACACCGCCUCUGCCACAGGCGUCGCUCUUUCCGGUGUCACCGAUGGGGGCCUUUGCUCCUGGUCUUGCCCAUAUGGCUAUUGUCCUCCUGGAGCUUGCGCCCAUGGCUCGUCUCCUCCAAGCGGACCGACUACUACGAGUGCGCCGCCGCCGCCGCCGACAACAACUCAGGCGCCGCCUCCGCCAACCACUACGACGUUCUCUGGCCCAACCUCAUGUCCCUCGAUCUACAGUGUUGCCAAGAAACACCUCGACCAAAUGAUGACCUAUUACGUGGCGCCACCAAACGACCUUGGUGGAGGUGUUUGGAUCUCAGAGCCCGAUGAUGCUGAUCGCGAGUGGACCGAUGCUAACAAGUGGGAGACUCUCUAUAACUACGUCUGGGCCACUGGAGACAAGACCUACGACAUUUUCAAUCAAAUUGCUGGGCCAUACCCUGGCGGCGGUCAGACUGCGCCUCCCGCGGGAUGGGAUACCUACUUCGGCAAAUCCCGGGACGAUGCAUUGUGGACAGCGCUCAUGUUCAUCAAAGUUGGCCAGUACAAGGCUUCGAUUGGCAGCACUUCUGACCCGCAUCCGAGUGAUUUCUAUGUGAGUGCAUACUCGUUGCACACCCUCUCCGGCCAACCUGGUCACAGGCAUUCGGUUCCGGGAUCCAACAGAGUGUCAGCGUUACUUGGUCCAGUGUUUGCGGUGGCGGAGUUUGCUGGAACGGGCAACGAUUGCACGUACAAGAACACGAUUACGAAUGGUCUCUUCCUCCUGACGUCAGCCACCAUGUACAACACAGUCGGAGGUGACCAAUACUUGAAUGAUGCCAAACGAGUCUGGGCUUGGUUGGAGACCUCCGGUGCUCGCCGUUCUGACGGUAUCUGGUACGACGGCAUCCAAGUCAACACCAAAACCGGCCAGUGUUCUGUUGACCAAGGCCUUUGGACUUACAACCAGGGUGUUAUCGCUGCUGGACUGGCCGGCCUCUACGUAGCGACGGGACGGACCAACCACACCCUGCUUGAUAUCGCUGAGCAAACGAUCGAUGCUGUAUUUUCUGGAACGGACUUUGUUGCACCGAAUGGGAUCAUUCGUGAAAGCUGCGACAUCUCUGCGUCUCAAUACAAGGCCUGUUCCAGCAGCAAUCCCGAUCCCCAGGUUUUCAAGGGCAUCUUCAUGAAGCACCUCCAAUACUACAUCGAUACCGCCAACGACAGCACGAACCGGGUAUACCACAAAUACUUCAACAAGGUCUUCGCUCAAUACAGUGGUGUUUACCACUACGCGACGGACUCUGUCGCAGAAGCAGGCAAUCUCUGGUGGACCCCGAGUCAAGGAGGCAUGGUCAUCAACGGGUAUACCGAUCAGGCUGCCCUGGACUGUAUCCUCGCUGCAGCCAAGUAUGCUUACCUCCCUCUUACCAUGUCCUUCCUCGAGAAAUUCAAGUCGAGUGCACAGAAAGUAGGGGUCCAGGCGACGGCGUUUGCACAGACCAGUGGACAGAAGAUCGCCAGUGGAUCGCGUGAAUUCGCGCAAGGGUUCAGUCUCCCUGGCGAAGCAGAGAAGGCGGCCAAGAUUCUGGACAGCUUCUUGGCUGACCCCGAUCGACCCGAGUCGGCCCUGAACUCCAUACCGAAAUCUGUCCUCCAGAACGCUCGAGGUCUCGCCAUCUUCCAAGUUCUCAAAGCAGGCUUCGUUUUCUCGGGCAAAGCAGGCUCGGGAAUCGUCAUUGCUCGGCUGCCCGACGGAUCGUGGUCCGCUCCAUCGUGCAUCGCAACCGGCGGCUUGGGCUGGGGACUGCAAAUCGGCGCGGACAUAACGGACUUUGUGAUUGUGCUGAGGGACGAGGAGGCCGUGCAGGCGUUCUCGCAGGGAGGGAAUGUGACUAUCGGGGGGAACAUCAGUGCGGCGGCAGGGCCUAUCGGGACUGGCGGGAGUGUUCAGGCGGCCAUUGCAUCGAUGCCGACACCCAUGUUCUCGUAUUCCAAAUCUAAAGGGCUGUUCGCGGGCGUGUCGCUCGAAGGGACCAUGCUUAUUGAACGCAAGGAUGCGAACCGCGACUUUUAUGGCACCGUUGUGCCUGUUCGCGACAUUCUGAGCGGACGGGUGCCUCCUCCUGAGAUUGCGUCAAGGCUGUACGAAAUCAUCGAGGCGGCAGAGGGGCUGGACGAGUCAGGUCUCCCUCAAGAGGGCUAUGUGCCCAACGCCGAAGGCGGCCAUGAUGAUCAUCUUGUUUUCGACGUCAAUGGCCACUGAGUCUUGAAGUCAGUAACAAGCAGAUAGCAUAACCACGUUCAGCUAUUCUACUGCAUAGACGAUUAUAUAGAAACCUGAAUGAGGAGUCUGAAUGACGAACAAUUGAGGCGCCUCAGCCAAACAAGCGCACAUACGCCGCGCCUCUUCCGUUUAUUGACACCCUCUCGGUCGGGACGGGGUUAGAAUCAUGAUGAAGACGCGUCGAAAAAGCAAGGCAGCUGCAGCGGCGGCGGCCGAAACCACUGACAACGAUGUUGCCUCUACCUCAGGGACCGCAGAGGAGACCCACCUCUCUGUCUCCGUACCUCCGGACGUCGACAUCGACGUACUUUCCAGUCUUCUGCCCGACACAAAUAUUUCGGCUCCCACAGCGGAGAGCAUCACGGAGCUGUACCGGCGGCUCGUUGACCUUGCGGCGCAGGUCGAGUCAGCGCUGCAGGCACGCGAUGAGGAGCACGCAGUGGUGGAGAGGAUGGAGGUUGAGUUGGACCAGGCGCUGCAGGACAAGGAGUCGGCCGCAAGGGACUCUGAGACUUCUGUUGAAUCUGUGCAGAAAGAACUCAAAGAGGUGCAGGCGCAGAGAGACGAACUUUUAACUUCCCAAACGGCACUGAAGAAUCAGGUUUCUGCUCUUUCAAGAUCACAGACGACCUCGACGACCGAAGUGGAUUCUCUGAAGCAUCGCAUUGAUGACACCGAACGAGAGAAACGCGACCUCAUUGGUGUGAUCAGCCGGCUGAAGCAGGACAGCACACAACGGGAUGAGGAGGUUCAGACCCUCCGCACGAACCUGAAAGAGGCCCGACAAGAGCACCAGAAGCUCGAAAGCGAACUGCGUGAGCUCAAGUCUUCGGAAACAUCCAACAAGUUCCAAAUCGAAACCCUGCGCCAACACCUGGAGCACAAGACCGCUGAAGCCGAGCGCGCCAACAAUGACCUGACUACACAGUCAGAAGAGCACGCGAAGCAACGAAGAGCCCGUCAUGCGGAACUCGUCACUCUGCAAGCCAGCUUUGAUGCACUGACUCAGACGCAUGCAUCCACUCACGCAUCUCUGAAAGCUCUGCAGUCCUCGCACACAGCCCAAAGUCACCAGCUCACUCAAGCACUCGAGAAAGUGCAGAACCUGACCGGCAAACUCGCUGAGCAAGAAGCGACGUAUGCGAGCGAAGCCAGCGGACUGCGUCGCCUGGUGGCUAUGAUGGAGGAGCGCGAGUCCAAGGCGAAGGAGAUCGUGGAUAGCAUCGAGCGGGAAUGGGCUGGCGUGGGUGAAAAGUCGGAGAGGAGAGAGGCGGCUUUGAAGGAGGAGGUAGAGCUGGAGAGGAGAGCCCGCGAGGAUGCCGAGAAACGCCUGGAGCAAUUGGAGGAGGUGAUGAACCGGAUGGGCCGUGGAGACUUACCUGUGCCUAGCAUGGAUAUGACCGUCGACGGGCUGAUGGGUCUCAGUCCGACGGUGGCGAUGGUCAGCAAGGCACAGAAGAGCGGCAAGACUUUCACUGAGGUGUACACCGACUAUGUUCGACUGCAGGAAGAAUACAGCAGGAAGUGUACCGAGUACGAACGUAUGGACGAAACUCUCUCUGCAGUUCUCACCCAAAUCGAAGAGCGUGCGCCUGUGUUAAGUCAACAGCGCACCGAGUACCAGCGUCUGCAAUCCGAAGCAGCCCAUUUGGCAUCGCAACUCGCCAUUGCUAUCGCGGACCGGGACAACGAAAGCGCAGCUGCUCAAGACAGCUCGCAGAAGCUGGCCCAAUCGACGCGGGAGAAUGAACUGCUCCAACAGCAGCUGACUGAUCUGGGCCGCCAGGUGAAACAUCUCCUGCGCGAAAUCGGCCGUGUGCAGGAUCCGUCCAUUCCCAGCGACGAAGACCUGGAGAUGCUUGCCGCCGCACCCCCAGAUACGAUCGACGGGGUCAUCACGAACAGCCUUGUCCUAUUCCAAUCAAUCCCUGAGCUGCAAGAGCAGAACCAGAAGCUUUUGCGGGUUGUGCGGGAACUGGGCGACAAGAUGGAGAGUGAGGAACGCGAGUAUAGGGACGUUUUGGAUCGCGAGCAGACUGAAGCAGUGCGCGAGGCCCACGAAGCCAUGCAAGAGCUUGCGGAGCAACUCGAAAGGCAAAAGAGUAGCUCUGACACGAUCAUCCAGGCUUACGUCAAAGAACGGGACACUCUCAAGGCCAUGCUGGCCCGACACGAACGGGGUGGUGUCCCACCCGCUGCUGGCGUGCUGACCAACGGAUCCGUCACUCAUGAGAACGGGUUUGGCGACAGUCUUCCUCCGAAUGCGAGCGACAUGGCCAAGGAGCUUGUGGAGGUGCAGAACCAGUUCGAUGUCUAUCGAACAGAGAUGGGGGUUGACUCCUCGCGACUGCGCGAAGACUUGCACAAGAUGCAGCGUGAGUCCGGUCAGCUGCAGACUCAGCUUGCCAAGGCAAAUGCGAAGAUCGAAUACCUAUCUGAACGCCAGCGGAUGAGCCAAGAACAAGUCGCCACACACAGCCGGGAAAUGGACGACAUGACAAAACGGAAUCAACAAUUGUUCGAUCAGUGGACACGAGUUGAUAUCGAAUGUGGGCGUGCGACUGAAGAUCUUCAAGUUGCCACCGGCCGGAUCGAGCAAUUACGUAAUGAGUGUGCGAAUCUCAGAGCAGAAAAGAAGAUCUGGGAGGGCGUCUUGUCGAGGAGAACCGCACACUCGCCAUGGAACGUUCGCAUCUGUCCGACUUGAUGACAAACGUUCAGAAGAUGCAUAAUGACUUGGAGCGGUCCGGCGACAACGACCGGAGGAGGCUGGAGAAUCAACUCCAGAUGCUCGAGGGCCAAACUCAGGACCUGAAGAACCAGCUGUCCACUGAACGGGAUACAGUUCGCCAUCUGACGCUGCAGAAAGAAAUCGAGAUCAAGGAUCUGCAGAACAAACUCGACAGGGCGGCGCUUGAGUUCUCCAAGACCAGGGAGGCUCUAGUCGUUGCUGAGACCAGCAAGACGCAUCUCGAGCAACGGGUUGAGGAACUGGCACGCCAACUACGUGGCAAUGAGGAGAAGUUGUCUGUCUACGAGAGGAGGCCCGCUGCUGCUGCUGCUGCCGGCCACAGUUCCAUGGAUGUCACAUCAAUUGGGGAGCAACAGCUCCAGGCCGAGGUCGCGGAACUUCGAUCUGCGCUCAAAGUCACGGAGAUGGAUCUCAAGACCGCCAGAAGCCACGUGGAGCAGUAUCGUGAAAUCAGCCAAGCGAACGAAGCUGCCCUCCGGGAUCUGAACAACACGCACGACGAGUACAGAGCUUCGGCCGAGGCUCAGAUCGCCAAGCACGAGUCCGAGUUCGCUGCGAUACAGGAGAAGCUGACAGCUGCGCAAGAGGAGCUUACCCAAGCGAAUGCCAAAUACAACGAGCUGCAGAAAUCGUUCGAGACUGAGCGCACGGCAUGGACGAACGACAAGAAGGUGCUCGAGGACACCAUUGUCGAUCUUGGGACGUCAGAGAAGCUUUCGGAGAGUGACCGGACGACCUUGGAGAGGGAUGUCAGGUUACAGGAGGAACGAGCCAAGGCUGCGGAGGACCGGCGAGACCAGGAAGUACUUGCGCGCGCUGAAUCGAUCAAGACUCUAGACGGAAUCAAGAAGCAGCUUGUUGCCGCUCAGGCGGCCGUUCGGGACGCGCAGACUUCUGCGCAGACAGCGACUGCGAAGCUGACUGCGUCUGAAGGCAGCUGGGCUCUCCAGAAAGAGGCGCUGGACAAGGAAGUGGCUGAUCUGAAUCGACGGUGCCAAGAACUGACGAGCCAGAACUCGCUGCUGCAUCAGCAUCUGGAUAGCGUGAGCUCACAGGCGGCCAAGAUCCGUUCGGUUGCGGCUGCCUCGGAGGAGAAUGGGGAUGCGACAGCGACAACCACGACUGAUUCAGACUCGGAGACGAAGCUGGCUGAGCUACGAAGUGUCGUGACAUAUCUGCGUAAGGAGAAGGAGAUCGUGGAUCUGCAACUCGAGUUGAGCAAGCAGGAGAACACCCGGCUCAAGUCGCAGAUUGAGCAUCUGAGCAAGACGCUGGAAGAGACGAGGAAGACGUUGUCCGAGGAACGAGAGAAGGCGGUUGAAGGUGCUGCGUCGGCAGCUCAGCAUGCGGAGCUGCUUGAAAGGAUCAACCAGCUCAACAUUUUGCGGGAGAGCAACGCAACGCUUCGCGCAGAGUCGGAAACGCACUUGAAACGAUCGAAAGCGCUCGAAUCACAGCUCAAGACGCUCAGCGCCCAGCUCAAUCCGGCGAAAGAGCAGGUCAAAAUUGCACAGGCCGAGCUCGAGGCGAAGAACAGUCAGUUUGCCAAGCUUGAAGAGGAGAACCGCAGAUGGCAGGAACGCAAUGCUGGGUUGUUAAGCAAGUACGAGCGUAUCGAUCCCGCUGAAGUUCAGGCCCUGAAGGACGAGGCCGGCAAAUGGAAGAAGGAGGCUGAGGAGGCCGAGGCAAGAAAGACUGAGGCUGAGGGCAAAGUGGCCGAGUUGGAAGCUCGAGUCCAAGCAGUCGAAGCCAACAUGCGGAACCACAGAGAUAUAAACGCCAAGAACAUGGACGGAUUCAAGAGAAACCUCGGGGCUGUCAACAAGGAAAAGUCGGUCCUGUUGGCGGAGAAAGCCGAGCUCACGGCCACGGUGGCUUCGCUACAGGCUCAGAUUAAGACUCUGCAGGAUGCGCAGUCGCAAUCCGUGCCGACUGAGACUCCAAGCGAGGACAAUUCUGCUGCGAUGGCUGCUCUGACCGCUGAGCGGGAUGGGUUGUUAGCUGAAAAGGCCAAUUGGAUCAUAACUUCUGCCGUUCCACCAGCUCAAGAAGCUGCCCCUGGAUUGGAGGAAGCAAAACAAACUUGGGAAACUGAGAAAGCAGAGCUCGUCAAAACGCGUGAUGCGGCGGUUGAAGCUGAAAAGCAAAGUCGCGCCGGGGAGGCAAAAUUGAAGGAAGCUCACGAAUUGGCUCGCAAUCGGAUGCGCAUGUUGGUGGAACGGCUAAAGAAAGCUGAGGCGGACCUCGCCGCAGCCACUUCUGCUGCUGCUGCGCCCCCAGAAGAGGUCACGAAGAAGCACCAGGAAGAAUUGCAGGCACUUCAGACGAAGCUGGAGGCGCAUCACGCUGAGGAGGUCAAAACUGCGGUGGAAAAGGCCAAAGCUGAGGCCCAAGCGGCAGCGAAUUCCGGCGAGGACACCGCCGCCCCACAGUCCAAAGCAAGCGAGGAGGAGCUGAUCGAGCGCGGGCGACAAGAACUCAAAAUGAAGAUGGCAGUGAAGGACAACCAGCUUGUGCGGACGCAGAACAAGGUCAAAGAACUCGAGGCCAAGAUUGCUGCGCUCCAAUCUGCACCAGCGGCAUCGACAUCUGCUUCAACGUCAACCCCAGCACCGGCUUCGACAUCGGCACCUUCGACGUCGGCACCUGCACCUACAGCAGCAUCGGCCGCAGCACCAAAAUCAGCAGCGGCGCGGUCCGGUCAGCCCGCCUCCGCGGCUGCUGCGACAGCUGCCGCUGCUCGCGGGAACGUCCGGGGUCGGGGCGCUGCCAGAGGUCGGGGCGCAGCUGCGUCAGGGCGUGCCGGUGCGGCUAACGCCGCGGCGGCCGGCGGCAGCGGCGACGCAGCUGCUCCCGCGCAAUUGAGCAUCAAGGGAAGCGCCGAGGGAUCGGGCUUGUCACUUGUCGGUGCUGCGAAACGGCCGCAUGAUGGAGCAUCGAGCGAUGCGGAGUCUCUUGCCAAGCGCUUAAAACCAGCUGAGGGCAAACCUGUGACGUUGAGGAGGACGGGCCCGCCCCAGACGCAGGCUCCGCCCCCCGCAUCGUAGUGUGGGGGAGUGGUGGGCUGAGCUGUCGUCGUUUGUUGUCGUUGCAUCUUUUCUUGAAGUCAUUUGUAUAGUCCAUUUUGUAAUGUAUCCAUUGACCUCACAUACAUUCGCGCACUUAUAU